Punica granatum (pomegranate) is the source of this 1425-nucleotide messenger RNA. NCBI's taxonomy places the organism in Eukaryota, Viridiplantae, Streptophyta, Magnoliopsida, Myrtales, Lythraceae. The record is from RefSeq and is a predicted model, not a curated record.
UCAAACAUGGGGGAAAAAAAAAGGCUGUCUUCUUGAUAAAUAGGAGAGAGAAGGCGAGGGAGAGGGAGAGAUUGAUCAGAGAAUGAUAAUGGACUCUUCAUUUGCGAUGAAAGGAGGAGAUGGCCCCACAAGCUACUCCCAGAACUCAUCUUUCCAGGGCAGCAUAUCAGAUCAAGCCAAGGCCCUUCUGGUGAAGGGCAUUCAGCAAAAUAUUGUACUUCCAACUGAUCCAAACGGCACAAUGCAUCGAACCUUUCGAAUCGCGGACCUCGGAUGUUCAGUUGGCCCCAAUACCAUUGCUUGUGUCCAGACAAUCAUGGAAGCCGUCAAGGCCAAAUACAAGGCCGAAGGCAUCCAACUCGAAACACUAGAAUUCCAAGUAUUCUUCAAUGAUCAAGUCAGUAGCGACUUUAAUACAUUAUUCCAGACAUUCCUGCAGGACCGAUCCUAUACGGUUGCCGGAGUCCCAGGCUCUUUCCAUGGCAAACUAUUCCCCAAGGCAUCUAUGAACGUCAUGCACUCUAGUAUGGCGCUUCACUGGCUUAGUGAGGUCCCUAAAGAGGUGAAGAGGCCCGAAUCUCCGGCGUGGAAUAAAGGGAAAAUAACUUACAGUGAAAGUGCUCCUGAAGUCAUCGAGGCUUUUAGUACCCAGUUCCAGAGGGAUUUAGAGGAGUUCUUUAGGCAAAGAUCGUUGGAGACGGUAGACAAUGGGCUACUGAUAAUUUUGAUGCCAUGCCGGCCGGAUGGUACUCGACCAUCGGAGUCAUUGUUCAUCCAGGGUAAUGAGUGUUUACUAGGCCAUUUACUCGUUGACAUGGCCAAAGAGGGCCUGCUGGAUGAAGCACUCAUAGACUCAUUUAAUUUGUCAGUGUUCGUCCCAACCGCAGCUGAAGUGAGAGAGGUGGCUGCAAAGAUCGAGUGCUUGAGCGUUGAGGUAGUCGAAAAGAUAUGCCUUCCCAGAAGCCUCGGCCCGGUCUUUCAAAACCCUGGGCAUCUUUCUCGCUUAAUGCGAGCGGUAACUGAAGACAUCAUAGCAAAGCACUUCGGGCCUGCCGCUUCUGAUCUCAUCUACUCGAGACUACCCAAGAAGAUUGAAGAGAGGUCAUUGGAGUCGCCUCCACCGCCAUGCCUUGGGAACAUUGAGAGGUUCGAAAAUUUGUUCAUGCUCCUAAGGAAAAAUGCGGUCUCUAAUUGAUCGAGUUCAUCUUAAUUAUUAAAGCACAAUGUAAUAGCGGGUGAAGUUUUGAUCACUGAUAGUUUGUUAGUUUGGAAUAAGCCAUCCAGGUUUGAAACUCCUCACAUAUUUCCUAUUGCCAUAUCUUAAUUGGGACGCUGAUGCAAAAUCAUUAAUGAAGUGUGUCCGUCUGCAUUUUUUUCGCUAGAUCAGUUUGGUUGUCAAUGGAGGGAUUUGGACUUUUUCCACAA